Messenger RNA from Diaporthe batatas, 1278 nucleotides. RefSeq lists its product as uncharacterized. The coding region runs from base 1 to 1278 and encodes 425 amino acids. The record is from RefSeq and is a predicted model, not a curated record. Lineage: Eukaryota; Fungi; Ascomycota; Sordariomycetes; Diaporthales; Diaporthaceae. The transcript has a single exon.
AUGUAUUUCUCAAAAUCUUUCGCUGUCGCUGCCGCCUGCAGCUUGGCUUCCAUCGCCGAGGCCCACAUCUUGAUGGCAAGCCCGGUCCGCGCAACUACACCUGCUGCGACCAAUGGCCCCUUGUUGGCGGAUGGCAGCAACUAUCCUUGCCAGCUUACUCCUGGCCAAACGCUUGCCGGUGAAACAACCUCGAUGGAGUUGGGUUCACAGCAACCCCUGAACUUCAUCGGGCAGUCUGUCCAUGGAGGUGGCUCCUGUCAGGUCUCUAUCACGUAUGAUGAGAACCCGACCAAGGACAGCGUCUGGAAGACAGUCACGUCCAUUGAAGGAGGCUGUCCCGCUCAGAACGCCGAGGGCAACCUUGGUGACGACACGUCGGCUACCCUCCCAGUUCCUUUCGACUACAACUUCACAUUGCCCGACAACAUCCCUUCCGGCAAGGCAGUGCUCGCGUGGACAUGGUUUAACAAGAUCGGAAACCGUGAGAUGUACAUGAACUGCGCCUUGGUCGAUCUCACUGGCUCUUCCGGCGGCGACAAGAGCAACUACGAGGCGCUUCCGGACAUGUUCAAGGCCAACAUUGGCAACGGUUGUGAGACUGUGAACGCCAAGGACGUUACCUUCCCGGAUGCUGGAUCAAAUGUGCAGAGCUUGAACGGUGCAACAACUGAGUUUGCUGCACCCACUGGAUCUUGUGCCACUGGAAGCCCUAGCCAGCCUACUGGAGGCUCUGGCUCUGGAUCUGGUGCCAGUGUGACCGGUGAUGCAGGAAGCUCACCUACCCCGCCAGCUGCCAAUGGCGGUGCUGCCGCUCCUUCUGCAGGCGGUAUCUUUGCUACGGUUGCUACCACCGCCCCCGCUGCCCCAACCCCUACAGGCUCCAGCUCUAGCGGUUCAGGUUCCUCCUCAGGUUCCUCCUCAGGUUCCUCCUCGGGCUCCUCCUCGGGCUCGGGCUCCUCCUCGGGCUCUGGAUCUUCCAGCUCUGGAUCUUCCAGCUCCGGAUCUUCCAGCUCCGGAUCUUCCGGCUCCGGAUCUUCUGGCAGCAGCGGCUCGGAGUCCGCUGGAUCUGCCUGCACGGCCGAGGGCGACUACCAAUGUGUGAGCUCGACUUCUUACCAGAUCUGCGCCUCGGGCACCUGGUCCACCAUCAUGCCUGUCGCAGCCGGUACAUCUUGCAGUGGUAGCGGAGCCAACUUUGCGAUCGUUGCCUCAACCGGCAAGUUCAAGAUGACCCGCGCACUCCGACGUGCCAAGCGUGGUCUGCCUUCCCUUGGUUAA